UGGGAAUAUAGUGGACACUAAAAAACCAAACGAUGCGUAGAGUAAGAUGCAAGAGCUAUGGUUCUUUUCUCUCGGCGGUGUUCAAUACAGUUUUUCAUCCGGUAAUACAGUCGCUGAAGUUAUGCAGUAGACAUAUUGCAGGUGUACGCGUCCUGUUUAAGAAAUCAGUCGCGUCCACAGUUUUUGUAACGAUAGUGUUAGUUGGUCUUGUCGUUAUCGAGUUAUCGCAUGACGUAUUCAUAAAAACCAUCUUCGAGCGCCACAAACUAAAUACUAGGCAAUUUAUACCUCACGUAAACAGCUCAUCAACAAAUUUAGUACGGCACAUAGAAAAGGUUGACUCUAAACUACUAGUGCCUUACUCUAACUCAACUUCAGACUUUAACAAUAUCUCGCACCUGGCCAAUGACCUUAGAGCCAAGCUCGCGCUGGCCGAUCACGUGACAGACAUUGACAACAUCACCAGCAGAUGUCAGCAGCUGGGGAUUGUCUACCCAGGUGAGUGUAAUGCCACGGUCUCAGGUGAGCGGUGCCUUCACGCCGCCAUACCUGAUGAUGUCGUCACUAGGUUGGAGCACCUGGUCUUGAACAAACGCCUGCAGGUGCCAGAGACCUACCUGCGUGCCAUUCAACAUUUAACGGAUCAGCUGGAUCGGGAUUAUGAAGUGAUUAUCGUGAGCGCUCUGUCGUCAAAUCAUUUUAAUGAAACACAGGCUAUGCUAAGUGAUCUACACGAAUUCGUGUUUCCCAUUCUCAAAGACUUCCGACUGGUUCUGUUCGACAUCGGGUUAAAAGUUGAAGAGAGGGAAGAAAUGGAAAAACAUUGCAGAUGUACGGUAAUAAUCUUUCCAUUUGACCAAUUCCCAAAACACUUUGAAGAAUAUCUGAAGUGUUACAGUUGGAAACCUGUUGUGGUCAAGGCGGUGUAUGCUAGGGCCAAUGUUGUCGUAUGGAUGGACGCGUCAGUUAGAUUCACGAUCCCCAAGGCUUUGCAAGACAUAAUCGCCAGGGUCAAAGUCCAAGGUGUGUUACAGAGACGUCCCGGGUUUAACAUCAGCAACCCUUACUUUACUCUUCCACAGAUGUUUGAGUAUUUCGGGGAUUCCCCGUGCGCCCACCUACCGUUCUAUCAAGUUGAGAGUGGCUUUGGUGUUUAUCACAGGGAGCCGUUGAUCGAACAAGCCCUCAUCAACCCGUGGGUCGCAUGUGCCCUGAAUCCAGAAUGUUCCUGCCCAGUGGAUCCCAGAACUGUGAAGAAAUGCCCUCACGGCUUUAACCCCCGAGAAUUCGGCCACUGCAUGAGAAAUGACCAGUCCUCCUUGACCAUUAUCCUGGGCAAGUUGUUCCGAGAGAAAUAUUUGUACUUCGCCGUGCCGACCGAUGGUACAGUUGAUAUUGAAAGAGGAGAUCGUUUAGAGUAUUUCAAAAUAUUGGAUGGGGAAAACGCAGAAACUAAAAACAGUAGUAUUGUUUAAUUUUUUCGUUUGUGCGUUAGUAAAUCUCUAACUUUUUACCUAAUUUCAGUAGUUUUUGUUUUUUAUUGUUGAUAUUUUUGUUUAGUGUACACAGCUCAAAGUAAAUAACCUACAUGUUAUAUCAAAGCUAAUAUAUACUAUUUUAGCUAGGCAAGCCACUGCCGGGGACUUAAUAGCAUAACGUACUACCUAUUUC
Messenger RNA from Physella acuta, 1671 nucleotides. RefSeq lists its product as uncharacterized. Lineage: Eukaryota; Metazoa; Mollusca; Gastropoda; Physidae. The record is from RefSeq and is a predicted model, not a curated record.